Messenger RNA from Enhydra lutris kenyoni (northern sea otter), 2390 nucleotides. Its product is annotated as Fc receptor like 1. Gene Ontology annotation, molecular function: transmembrane signaling receptor activity. Gene Ontology annotation, biological process: cell surface receptor signaling pathway. The transcript is spliced from 12 exons. The record is from RefSeq and is a predicted model, not a curated record. NCBI's taxonomy places the organism in Eukaryota, Metazoa, Chordata, Mammalia, Carnivora, Mustelidae. The coding region runs from base 64 to 1410 and encodes 448 amino acids.
GUCAAACUGGAUUCCUCCUUCACGGAGAAAGCAUCUCCAGGGACAGUCCCCAACCCGGUCCUCAUGCUGCUGGGACUUGUGCUGCUGAUGUGCGCUGCCCCCUGCGAACCAGCCAGUGAAGCACUGCUUCUGACAGCCAGGCCCUCUCGGCCCAGGGAGGGGGACUCGAUGACCCUGACCUGUGAGAUGCAGGCCACUUCUCAGAAGCUGGGUGUCCCAGUCCAGUUCUGCUUCUUCAGAGACAGUCAGGCCCUGGGGCAGGGCUGCAGCCGCUCCCCAGAGCUCCACCUCCCGACCGUGUGGAGGGAAGACUCGGACUCCUACUGGUGUGAAGCAAAGAUCUCGACGAUCAGAGUCACUUGGAGCCCCAGGAUCCAGAUACAGGUGCAAGACAACGAUGCGUCCACGGUGCUGGGAAGAGGAUGUGGAAUACCUCCAGAAGGAGUCCCCGUCUGGAACGUGAGCUUGGAGACACAGCCUCCAGGGGGACAAGUGCAGAAGGGAAAGAAGUUGGUUCUCAUCUGCUUGGCCACCCAGGGCACAGGAGGCAUCACCUUCUCCUGGUACAAAGGGGCCCUGGGUUUGAUCCUGAAAACAAAGACCGAGCGUUCACUCACUGCCACGUUCGAGAUCCCGGCAGUGACCGACAGCGACGCAGAGAAAUACUACUGCACGGCCGACAACGGCUACGGCCCCAGCAUCAGCGAGCUGGUGAGCGUCGCUGUCAGAAGUCCAGUGUCCCAUCCCGUCUUCACCCUCAGGGUGCCCGGGGCCCAGGCCUUUCCUGGGGACGUGGUGGAGCUUUGCUGUGAGGCCCAGAGCGGCUCUCCCCCGAUCCAGUACUGGUUUUACCACGAGGACGUCAUCCUGGGGAGCAUCUCGGCCCCCUCUGGAGGAGAAGCCUCCUUCAACCUCUCUCUGACCGCAGAACGUUCUGGAAACUACUCCUGUGAGGCCGACAACGGCCUGGGGGCCCAGCGCAGCGAGGCGGUGACCCUCAGCGUCACAGAGCCUGUGGAGGACAAAAAGGAACUUCUCGCCUCAGGAGUCCUGGAGGGGCUGCUUGGCACCCUUGGUCCCACCGUUAUGGCCUUAUCGCUCUGCUGUUGGCUCAAGAAAAGAAUGGGAAGACCAGCAGCUGCAGACCAGGGCAGGAGCCCUCCCAGCCCCGUGCCACAGGUGUCCAACUACAUCAACUCAGCUGCCCCACUGCAGGAACAGUUUGUAUACGAGAAUGUGAAUGUCGUAAGCGGGGACGAGGUCUACUCUUUGGUGUACCACAGGCAGCAAGAGCAGCAAGCAGCAGUAGAUCCCCAAAGGACACAUACCGCAGACCUGGAUGCCUCAGCCAUCUAUUUUAAGCUGAAGAAGGCAGGCCCUGCAGAUGUGGACUAUGAAGACGCCAUGUAAAGUCCUGGAAGAUUCUGCUCUUUGGAAAGCAUCCAUGACCCCAAGCCUCAGAACUGAUAUGUUCUUCAGAGAUCCUGGAGUAGUCAGCUUUCCAGGACUUCUCAUCUAGGUGCUUCCCCUCACCCUCCAGAGUCUAUUCCUGCAUCAGGCUAAAAGCCCUGAAGAAACCAUCCAAAAGACCCAACAUGAACGCAGGGGUGGGGCCUCACUCCCACUGGUUCUUUUAGGCACAGGUCAAAUUGUGCUCUAACUUCAUUCUAUAAGAGGAAACAGGGUGGGUGACCUUGGGGUGGAGGGACAGUGAAGCUCACUUGGAGUGCGUGAACAUGAGGUUAACGAUUCUGCAGGCAGCUGUGCAGAGGUGAGUGCCCAUCCUCUUGUCCAAGUGCAGAUGCCCUCUGUGUUGAACUCCAGAAUAACCCUGGCACAUACAUGACUCUUCCUGUUUCUGCAUGAAAUAUGUGACUCGGGGCACUUGGAGUCACUAUAUCAUUAUCCACAGUGACUAUGGGUACAUUCAAUUUCGGUGACAUGUUUUGUAUGCACAGACUCAUCUAGACGCCCCCAUAUUUAUCAUGACAUACAAUCUUUGUGUCACCACACACAAAGUUCUGUAUUUGCUGCACCUCUAGAAGCUUAUGAAUAUAAUUUUUCCUCUUUUAUUUACGAACUUCAAAAAAAAUGUGACAAUACAAUUUGGAGUCCAUGUUUUCAUUUUAAAACAGUUAUACACCAACUCUUACAAAUUAAAACAAUUUAGAAGCAUAUAAUAUAAAAUGUUGGAGCCUUCCCUAUAUCUAACACCACAAGUGGUACCCCUGUGUUUAAUAACUGAGCAUUGAUGGGGUGCCUGGGUGGCUCAGUUGUUAAGCAUCUGCCUUCAGCUUGGGUUGUAAUCCCAGGGGCCUGGGAUCAAGCCCUGCCUGGGUCUCCCUGCUCAGCGGGAAGCCUGACUCUCCGUCUCCCACUCCCCUUGCUUG